Messenger RNA from Larimichthys crocea (large yellow croaker), 1853 nucleotides. It is a transcript of the gene rdh1, whose product is annotated as retinol dehydrogenase 1. The record is from RefSeq and is a predicted model, not a curated record. The transcript is spliced from 6 exons. Gene Ontology annotation, biological process: steroid metabolic process. Lineage: Eukaryota; Metazoa; Chordata; Actinopteri; Sciaenidae. Gene Ontology annotation, cellular component: intracellular membrane-bounded organelle. Gene Ontology annotation, molecular function: oxidoreductase activity. Bases 213 to 1220 code for a protein of 335 amino acids.
GAAAGAGGAAUGGUUUUACCUGAAACAUGGGUCAUGUUAUCUGGUGAAGUCUAUUGUGCAACACCAUGCUAGUGAAACAUUUAGCCCUGCUGUCAUAUCCACUAUGGACUUUGAUUCUGUAGACAAACACAAUCAGAAAGGAUCGUCACUGCAUUCAGUUUACUCAUAUUCUCUGUUGAGGAAGACGCAUCUUCAUCUAAACAACUGCAGCCAUGGUGUCAACUGACAAUCUGACAUCAUAUUUAUUAGAGGUAGCCCUGUCACACAUGGUCUUAACCUUCACUUUACUUCUGGCUGCUCACGCUGCCAUCCACUGGUACAUCAGAGAUUCCUACAAGGUGGAUGCCUUCAACAAGAAGCAUGUGUUCAUCACGGGCUGUGACAGCGGCUUUGGGAAUCUGCUCGCCAGACAGUUGGAUGGGAAAGGUUUCCAUGUCAUAGCUGCAUGUCUCACAGAGAAAGGUGCGGCAGAUCUGAAAGCAACGGCCUCCCCCAGACUGAAGACCCUCCUGCUGAAUGUUACGGACAGCUCGAGCAUUAGGAGGGCGGUGCAGUUUGUGAGCAAAGAGGUCGGGGAGCGAGGUCUCUGGGGUCUGGUGAAUAAUGCUGGCAGGUCCACACCGAUCGGCCCACCAGAAUGGAUGCAGUUUGAGGAUUUCGCAAAGGUUUUGGAUGUGAAUCUGAUAGGAGUUAUUGAUGUGACCCUCCAGUUUCUACCACUGCUGAAAAAGGCCCAGGGCAGGGUGGUUAACGUGGCCAGUAUACUGGGCAGACUGACUCUCACCGGUGGAGGAUACUGCCCGUCCAAGUAUGGAGUGGAAGCCUUCUCCGACUCCCUCAGGAGGGACAUGCAACACUUUGGCAUCAAAGUGAGCAUUAUUGAGCCUGGUUUCUUCAAGACGGCCGUUACCCAGAUCGAUCUUAUUAAUGCUGACCUGAAGAGGCUUUGGACUCGCCUCCCUCAAGAUAUCAAAGACUCCUAUGGACCUACAUACUUUGAUGACUAUCUGAAAUCUCAAGACUUCUCCAUGAACAUCUUGUGUAGCCCAGAUAUCUCUAAGGUGACCAGGUGUAUGGAGCACGCGCUGACAGCUCGUUUCCCACGCACGCGUUAUAGUGCCGGAUGGGAUGCCAAGUUUUUUUGGAUUCCUCUGUCUUACCUUCCUUCAUUUGUGUUGGACUUUGUUGUCCGUUCGCUUCUUCCCCUACCGAAGGCUUAAAGAAACUAAACCUCUCCUUUGGUGUGAGCACUGUUUGUGUAUGUGUGUGUGUGUGUGUGCAUGGCAACUAAAAGUGAUAAAAGAAAUAUUGUGGAAAAAAAGAUUUAAAAAAAAUAAUGUUUCAAGACUGUGUUACAAAAUAGGAAAUUUAUUCAUUCACGUCUCAGCAGCAUGUUGUGGAUGAUCACAGAUAAGUGUUUUUUUUAUUUGUCCUCAUUAUGAUGCAAAAUAAAUCAUUUCUGUAAAGAAUUUAUUCACCGUGUUUAUAAAACGUCUGCAUCCUCAGGUCACGUGUUGCUCUUCAACGAUAAUCAACUACAUGAAUUCAUUUCCGUGCAACAAACAGGGGCACGUUCAAGUAUUGUUUCAAACAAUUUUGGCCAUCGUUCCAAUAUUAUUACUUAAAAAAAAAAAAAGAUCAUGAUUCAUAAAGUCAGGGAACAUUAGUUUGAUUGAGUACAAUGAGUAUGCUUUGUGCACAUUUCAACAUCUUGCAUCUGUUUAUCCUGGAAAAUGAAAAUCAUAAGUUAAAAUCCAAUUAUUCUCGCUUUUAUUUAGUUUCCCGCCCUGAAAUGAGGUAUAUAAACAUGAAAGAUGAAUAAUACAUCUUCAGUUUUGUUCAGUGGCAAACAA